Messenger RNA from Gloeophyllum trabeum ATCC 11539, 330 nucleotides. RefSeq lists its product as uncharacterized. The annotation marks the transcript as partial. Lineage: Eukaryota; Fungi; Basidiomycota; Agaricomycetes; Gloeophyllales; Gloeophyllaceae. The record is from RefSeq and is a predicted model, not a curated record. Gene Ontology annotation, molecular function: nucleic acid binding. The transcript has a single exon.
GGUCUGGCAAAAGGCAUGAAGCAGGUCUUACUUGAGUGCGGCCUCUGGACUGAAGGUACAUUGCUGAAAUGCCACGAUGGCUGUAACUGUGAGAGGACUGCUUGCUGUGCCACCCGUAUUAUUGAGCUUCAGCCAGACUUUAAAGCACAGAGUUCCCUUGUGCAGGAGGUCAUUGAGGCCUCUGGGCAUGUCUGCAUUUUCCUCCCAAAAUUUCAUUGUGAAUUGAAUUCUAUUGAGUUCUUCUGGGGGGCAGUGAAGAAGUAUCUCCAAGAGCAUUACAAUUAUACUUUCAACAUGCUCAAGGAGAAACUCCACAAGGCACUCACAUCA